Messenger RNA from Quercus lobata, 1146 nucleotides. RefSeq names its product MAP7 domain-containing protein 1-like. The coding region runs from base 1 to 1146 and encodes 381 amino acids. The record is from RefSeq and is a predicted model, not a curated record. Lineage: Eukaryota; Viridiplantae; Streptophyta; Magnoliopsida; Fagales; Fagaceae. The transcript is spliced from 3 exons.
AUGGGACUUAAAAGAAAACCCCCGACCAGCUUAUUCGACCUCCUCGAGGGUCAACCGGGGAAGGGUGCGCAAGGAACACCGCAGUCCAGCGCUCCGUCUCCACCACCUCAGCCCCAGACCAUCCAGAAUAGGUCAUCCUCCACAAAGUCGCAGCCACAAUCUCCCCGCCCCAAACUUCCUGCUCCUCCCCAACCAGCUCUACCUCCUCGGCCGGGGCCCACUGACUCAAAGAGAAAGAGGAGUCCCAAGGGUAAGGAAGCCGUGGAUGGGGGAAAAUCCCAAUCUUCCAAAGAGAGGGAUGAAGCCCCGCGUGUGAAGCAAUUGAAGAUUGGGAUCCAAAGCAAGGCUCUCCAGGCCACAAAUAGAAUGGAGGAGGAAGUUAACAAGCAGAGUAAGGCCGCCGAGAAUGAACGCUCCAAACGCCUAGACGCCUCACGGACUCUCAAAGCUUCCGAGGACGACCUCGCAAAGGCUAAGGACGCCUUAAAGGAGGCUAUCCAAGAAAGAGAUAGUGCCUCGGCGGGUUUAGAUGGUGCUCAGAGACAGGCCGAGGAACAGACAAAACGUCUACUCGAAGUCGAGGAUCAGUUGCGAAUAGCCAAGGAGCAGAUCAGUGAUUUAAAAAAGAGACUGAUCUUGGCAGAGAAUGAUAAAGGCGUGGCGGAGUAUGCCCGGGACGAAGCCAUAAGGGCCAAGCGGGAGGCUGAGUUUGCCAGAAACGAGGCUGAGGCUGCCAAGGAAACGGCUGAGGAUGAGGCCAUCCGUGAGGCUGCCUCCACCAGCUCCGAGGCUGUGAGCGAUCAACAUGAGGGAGGGGUCACUCAGUCGGAAGCUGCACAGGUCGGCGUCCCUCCUGGCGAGCCGCUUAAAGGGGGAGAGCUUCAUGAGGUGAUAGAAGCACCUGAACGUAUGGAUCUCGAGGUACCCAAAGAGGAUGCCGAGUCGAUGGUCAGCGCUCAGAUCCCUGAUGCCGAAGAGCCAGCCAUACUUGCCCAGCCCCUGCAGGCAAUUCCCCUCGCUAUGGUCCCCAAGAGUACCAACACCGACCCUGCUCAGUCUUCCCCAGAAGGUACUGUCCUCCAGGGCGUCGAAGCUGGUCCUGUUCUGCCUUCCCAGGAUGUGGCCGACACAGAAUUGAAGAAGUAA